Molecule: messenger RNA, 1460 nt
Organism: Contarinia nasturtii (swede midge)
Lineage: Eukaryota; Metazoa; Arthropoda; Insecta; Diptera; Cecidomyiidae
Exons: 4
Coding region: 644-1087 (147 amino acids)
Source: RefSeq, a predicted model, not a curated record
GCGAUUUUCAAUAAAAACAAUUCAUGAUAGAAGUGAAAGCGAAGUUCAUCGUCACUGUAUUGUGUCGAAUGUUCUUGAAUGAUUUUCAUCACCAAGAAACAUGGCAGCAUUCUUAUUUCAUGUUGUUGUUUAUGAUGUUGUUUUUUCUCGGAACAAAAAUUCUCCAGCCGAUUUUUUGCGUGCAUUGCAAUUUGAUUCGGCUGACUGAGUCUGAAGUAAAAACGAAAUUUUGAAAAAGGUCUGACUACAACAUAGUGUGUAUUUAUGUGUGUGAAAACGCUGUUUCAUUUAUGAUUGUGUGGAACCAAGCAAACACAUAACAAACACAAUUAGACAGAGAAAAAACAUUCAAUGUUCGCUGAUUCGAAGGAGAUACAAAUUAUCAUCGUGAAAUUGAAACCAACAGCAUCCACUACAACACUCAAAUCAUUCUGAUCACCGCUGAGAUUGUAUGGAGAGAAUGUGAUUUUGACAUAAAAAAUUCGGCGUAGCUCGAAAGGAUCACUGUACGAUAGUAGCAAGCAUUUGAUUUGGUUUCUAGCCGUCAAUUUUUCUAGUGAUUUAAACAAAGAAAUUGAAGGAAGUGUCAAUUGAAUAUUUCUAUUGAUUGGAAAUUUGAUCGAAAUUCAUUCGUUGCUCAACAAUGUCAAUGUCAAGCUACGGAGCCCGUCAAUUGGAGUUAAUGUUGUGGAUGGAAGAUAAGGCUGACGAGGCGUUUCACUGCAAUAGCGAUGCCACAAGCAUGAAAUCAGCUAUUCAAAAAGCCGAAGAAAUAAACUGUGAAUUAGAAGCAGGGGUUGUUUCGAUCGAUAAAUCCAAAAAAUGGUAUACAGAAAAAAUCGCUCAAUUGACAUCAGAACUGGAAAAAAUACGCCCGUCUUUGGAGAAGCUGGAAACGGUUGUUACAAAAGUUUGGGAAAAGUUUGAGGAAGUCGACACAAAAGUCUUCGAAUUGGCCAAACAAUUUACUGUAAAUGAGUUCGACAUGGUAAUUCACGCACGAGGAUCAAACAACACCAUCGAACGUUUGGAAAAGGUGUUGGCUCAAUUGGAAUCCGAACUGGCUGAACUGCAACCGAAAGAGUAGGCUGAACUCAUGAACCAUUUUUGAUAUUAUCAACAAUCAAAUUAUCAAUUAACCUCGCAAAAAAGACAAUCUCGCAUUUUUUAGUUUUGUUUGAACGCCGACUUCGAAUACAGUCAUUUUUCGUGCGUCAUUGUUAUUUUCCAAACAAACGAAAAAUGAUAAAUUCGUAUUUUUUUCAUCACAAUUAGAUUAUUAUAAUCAUUGGAAACAACAAAAAGUUUACUUUUCGUAUAAUAAGUCCUUAUCUUAUUUGCCAAAAUGCUUGAUCAAAAAUUCACUACUACAAUGAUUUCAUUUGAUUUGCAUUUUGCAAAUUAUUCACAUAAAUCAAAGUUCCGUAAGCUAAUUCGAUCAUAAAUCAAAAGAACACAAU